CCGAGGGGCUUCGUCGUUUGGCAGAACCGGCCUCCGGCGUCCCCCGACUCGUCAUGGCGGAGGAGGGCAAGUCGUACAUCGAGCAUGAUGACCGAGUUGGGGGGAGCUUCCCCCAAAGGCGGAAGAAAGGCCGGGGCCCUUUCCGGUGGAAAUAUGGUGAGACAAAUUCACGGCCCCGAAAUCGAGGUGGCCCUGGUCCCCGAGCCCCACGCCUGGAGGAGGAGGAUGGUGAUGUGGCCAUGAGUGAUGCCCAAGAUGGUCCCCGAGCCCGGUACACACCUUACAACUCAAGACCUAACCGGAGGGGGGGAGAUAAUUGGCAUGACCGAGACAGAAUUCAUGUCACCGUGCGCCGAGACAGGGCUGGCCAAGACAGAGGUGGUACUGCUGGUUGCAGCCUGGAUGCAGUACCCAAAAACUGGUUCAGGAUUACAAUCCCUUAUGGAAGGAAGUACGACAAGACUUGGUUGUUGAACUCACUCCAGAGCAAAUGCAGUGUCCCCUUCAAUCCUAUCGAGUUUCACUACGAGAACACUCGGGCCCAGUUCUUUGUGGAGGAAGCCAGCACAGCAACUGCCAUCAAGGCUGUGAAUCACAAGAUUGUGGACCGAGAGAACCGAAGGAUAACGGUCAUAAUCAAUCCAUCUGCCCCACCCCAGUCAGUGCUGAAUGAGCUAAAGCCUGAGCAAGUAGAACAGCUAAAGUUUGUCAUGAGCAAACGCUAUGAUGGCUCCCAGCAGGCCCUGGACCUGAAGGGCCUUCGAACAGACCCAGACUUGGUGGCCCAGAACAUAGAUGUUGUCCUUAAUCGAAGGAAUUGCAUGUCUGCCUCGCUGCGGAUUAUCGAAGAAAACAUCCCUGAACUGCUGUCACUGAAUCUGAGCAACAACCGCCUCUACAGGCUGGAUGACUUGUCAGACAUUGUGCAGAAGGCCCCGAACCUCAAGAUCCUGAACCUUUCUGGGAAUGAACUGAAGUCGGAGCGAGAGUUGGACAAAGUGAAGGGGCUGAAGCUGGAUGAACUGUGGCUCAUGGGGAACCCUCUCUGUGCUGCUUUCCGGGACCAGUCCUCCUACAUUAGCGCCAUCCGGGAGCGCUUCCCCAAGCUGCUUCGCCUGGACGGCCACGAGUUGCCCCCUCCAAUCGCCUUUGAUGUGGAAGCUCCUACGACGCUCCCGCCCUGCAAGGGCAGCUACUUUGGAUCAGAAAACCUGAAAGCAAUGGUCCUGUACUUCCUGCAGCAGUAUUAUUCUGUGUAUGACUCUGGAGAUAGGCAGGGGCUGCUUGACGCUUACCAUGACCAGGCCUGCUGCUCUCUCAGCAUUCCCUUCACCUCCCAGAACCCAGCUCGGGGCAGCAUGAGUGAGUACUUCAAGGACAGCAGGAAUGUGAAGAAGCUCAAGGACCCCACCCUGCGCUUCCGCCUGCUAAAACACACGCGCCUCAAUGUCGUGGCCUUCCUCAACGAGCUCCCCAAGACCCAGCAUGACGUGAACUCUUUUGUGGUGGACAUCUGUGCCCAGACGGAAACGCUGUUAUGCUUUGCUGUGCACGGGGUCUUCAAGGAAGUGGAUGGAAAAUCUCGAGACUCUGUCCGGGCUUUCUCCCGAGUGUUCAUUGCUGUCCCCUCGAACAAUGCUGCCAGGCUCUGUAUCGUGAACGACAAGCUCUUCAUAAGGAACGCCACCACCGACGAGAUCCGCCGCGCCUUCGCCAUGCCGGCGCCCACCCCGUCCUCCAGCCCUGUGCCCACCCUCUCCCCUGAGCAGCAAGAGAUGCUACAGACUUUUUCCACUCAGUCUGGCAUGAACCUGGAGUGGUCGCAGAAGUGCCUUCAGGACAAUGACUGGGACUUUGCCAGGGCGGCGCACGUCUUCACUCAGCUCAAGGCUGGCAGCAAGAUCCCGGAGGUGGCGUUUCUCAAGUGACUCCUGAAGCACCGCUCCCUGUCCGCUCUCUCGCUUCCACCUCCUCUGGCCCUCCCAGGGCCAACGUGAUGACUGUGAAUGAGGGGUGAGAACACCCCCCGGACCCCGCAGGCCUCCUUCCUUGGGGAAGUGUUGGCGAAGCCUCGCCCGUCGCCGUCACCACCUGCCAGCGCCAUCUUGGAAGCCAAAGCUUUGUCUGUAGGACUGACACUAAAGCGCAGCAGGCUCAGGUGCUGGGUGUUCUGCCACCUGGGAUCCUCAUUCUCUGUUCUCCUUUUUAUGAUAAAGAGUGAAGUUUUCUUUUGUGUUGUCUGUAGCCAGAAGUGUUACUUAUUCUUGUCCUGGAGCCUCGUGCUGCCUGCUGCUGUCCGUCUCCGGGCGAGGCUCCGCCGUGUUCCUGUGGUCUCGCUCUUGUUGAUCCUUCUCUCCCCAUGUCAGCCCCCACGUCCUCCCUUUUUAAUUCUCAAGGUUUGUUUGUUAAUAAAUAUUGAUAAGACUGAAAA
This is a messenger RNA of Gracilinanus agilis (Agile Gracile Mouse Opossum), 2431 nucleotides long. It is a transcript of the gene NXF1, whose product is annotated as nuclear RNA export factor 1. Bases 54 to 1928 code for a protein of 624 amino acids. The record is from RefSeq and is a predicted model, not a curated record. Lineage: Eukaryota; Metazoa; Chordata; Mammalia; Didelphimorphia; Didelphidae. Gene Ontology annotation, biological process: poly(A)+ mRNA export from nucleus. Gene Ontology annotation, molecular function: RNA binding; protein binding. The transcript has 21 exons. Gene Ontology annotation, cellular component: cytoplasm; nucleus.